UAUCAGUUAUUGAUAAACGACAAGGAGUUACUUCGUACCAAAGUUUAGAUUGACAUACUUAAUUUCUCUUUGUGUUAGAAAUGGCGUCGUUUGUUUUGAAAUCUCUUUUCAUUUCAAUAUGUGUAUCGGUAAUAACUUGCUGUGCCCCUGGAUGGAAGAAGACUAGCAGUCUAAGUGGAUGGUGUUUUCUAUUCUCACAUAAUCAAGUGACUUGGGCCGAGGCUGAGGAAAUAUGCAGGUCAUUUGAAGGAUAUUUAGCAGAACCAAUAAAUAAACCUAUUGAUGAUUAUUUAAUCUCAGAAACUCUAAAAACGGGACGAAAGUACUGGCUCGGACUCAGUGAUUUGGAACAAGAGGGUACUUUUCUGUGGACAACUAGCCAAACAGGAAUUACAUCAUAUAAUAACUGGAUCCCAGGAGACCCGAAUAAUGCCAAUAGUGGGGAGGACUGUGUUCUAAAUAACUGGACCCAUAAAGGCAAAUGGGCAGAUGGAGACUGCGAAUGGAAGGAGUAUUAUAUUUGUCAAACAGAAGAUAUUGAUGGAGGUAUCGUUGGAUGAUUUGACACAACAUGAAUUUCAACAAAUAAAAUCAUGGAAUUAUUA
Molecule: messenger RNA, 605 nt
Organism: Mytilus trossulus (common blue mussel)
Lineage: Eukaryota; Metazoa; Mollusca; Bivalvia; Mytilida; Mytilidae
Product: perlucin-like
Exons: 5
Coding region: 81-560 (159 amino acids)
Source: RefSeq, a predicted model, not a curated record